AACUUCCGGUCUCGCGAGUCAGCUGAUCAGUUUCAUUCCUGUCUGUUUGGUAGACUUUCCCACGUUAAAGUAUGUCUGGAAAAGAUCGACUCGCGAUUUUCCCUUCUCGGGGAGCACAAAUGUUGAUGAAGUCCCGUUUACAAGGGGCUCAGAAGGGACAUGGAUUGUUGAAGAAGAAAGCAGACGCGUUACAAAUGCGUUUCAGAUUAAUUCUAGGUAAAAUUAUCGAGACAAAAACUCUUAUGGGAGAAGUGAUGAAGGAGGCAGCUUUUUCAUUAGCCGAAGCCAAAUUUGCCACUGGAGACUUUAACCACGUGGUCCUCCAGAACGUGACGAAAGCACAAAUCAAAAUUCGGUCGAAGAAAGACAAUGUAGCAGGUGUUAAUCUUCCGGUAUUCGAGUCCUACCAGGAUGGCACGGAUUCUUAUGAGCUAGCUGGCUUAGCAAGGGGCGGUCAGCAAUUGGCGAAAUUGAAGAAGAAUUAUCAGAGAGCAAUUAAAUUAUUGGUGGAGUUAGCGUCCCUGCAAACGAGCUUUGUAACGUUGGACGAAGUGAUCAAGAUCACGAAUCGACGUGUAAACGCUAUUGAACACGUUAUCAUUCCAAGAAUCGAAAGAACUCUCGCUUACAUCAUCUCCGAGCUGGACGAAUUGGAAAGAGAGGAGUUCUACAGAUUAAAGAAGAUCCAGGAUAAGAAGAAGCAAGCCAAGGCUAAGCUCGAGUCAAUCAAAAAAGAGAUGAGAGCGUCUGGCAAACUCGUGGAAGCUGCAAACAUGCUCGACGAAGGAGACGACGAUCUACUGUUCUAAACAUUAUAAAUAACUUGUUUUGCACACUCUGAAGUAUUAAAAAUCGAAUGUUCCAAUUCCGAAUGAAUGUGCUUAAGAACGAAUGGAGUAUGGAAACAGAUUUAGUCCGUCAAGAAAAUCCUUAGGCAAUAUCGAUUUCCCAGUAUAACAGAACGUUGUAUUAUUGUAUGAUAAUUGAAAAUAUUUCUUUCGCUAGCCAUGGAUCACUAGCUUGAUGUUCGUUAAAGUUGUAUUAUGUUAAUAAUCGUGGCCUCCACGCAAAAAAUGCGCGAAGGCGACAACUUAACUAGUAAAAAUUUACGGAAAAUAAACAUGUACAUAUAUAUAUUUACUCUCA
This is a messenger RNA of Ceratina calcarata, 1146 nucleotides long. It is a transcript of the gene Vha36-1, whose product is annotated as V-type proton ATPase subunit Vha36-1. Lineage: Eukaryota; Metazoa; Arthropoda; Insecta; Hymenoptera; Apidae. The record is from RefSeq and is a predicted model, not a curated record. Gene Ontology annotation, molecular function: proton-transporting ATPase activity, rotational mechanism. The transcript is spliced from 4 exons. Bases 72 to 809 code for a protein of 245 amino acids.